CGUAUGCAAUGGGCAUGUAGUUAAGUCCCUAUGCUAUGCAUUAUCACAGAUGGAAUAUACACACUGACCUCUUCACACGGAAUCUCCUACCAGACCUUCUGUGACAUGACUACAAAUGGAGGAGGAUGGACUUUGGUGGCCAGUGUGCAUGAGAACUACAUGGCAGGGAAGUGCACUGUGGGGGAUCGCUGGUCCAGCGAACAAGGAAAUCGAGCUGACUAUCCAGAGGGGGAUGGAAACUGGGCAAACCAUGCAACAUUUGGGUCACCUGAUGCAGCAACUAGUGAUGAUUACAAGAAUCCUGGCUAUUAUGACAUCCAAGCCAAGGACCUCAGCGCGUGGCACGUGCCCAACAGGACUCCGCUAAGACGAUGGAAAAGUUCAUCCCUUCAGAGAUAUCGCACGACCAAUAACUUAUUUCCCAGAGUAGGAGGAAACCUUUUCAGCUUGUUCCAGGUUGGUGCCCUAAAAUAG
Messenger RNA from Xenopus tropicalis (tropical clawed frog), 474 nucleotides. RefSeq names its product intelectin-2. The coding region runs from base 31 to 474 and encodes 147 amino acids. The record is from RefSeq and is a predicted model, not a curated record. Lineage: Eukaryota; Metazoa; Chordata; Amphibia; Anura; Pipidae. The transcript has 2 exons.